This is a messenger RNA of Drosophila sulfurigaster albostrigata, 1498 nucleotides long. It is a transcript of the gene Sirt2, whose product is annotated as NAD-dependent protein deacetylase Sirt2. The coding region runs from base 128 to 1258 and encodes 376 amino acids. NCBI's taxonomy places the organism in Eukaryota, Metazoa, Arthropoda, Insecta, Diptera, Drosophilidae. The transcript is spliced from 4 exons. The record is from RefSeq and is a predicted model, not a curated record. Gene Ontology annotation, molecular function: NAD+ binding.
AUGUCGCUUGUGGUCGCACUCCGUCAAAUAAGACACACAUUUCUCAGAGAAAUAUCAAACAGAAAACAAAAAAACAACACAACCAUAUACAUUUUACUUGCAAACUGUUAAUAACAUUUGGACAACCAUGAGUGAGAAAAAGGAGAGCGAUAAAAAUUACAACGAAAAGAAACAGGAUGAGACAACAACAUCAUCGAAUUCUGAUGACAGCGACAACAACGAAGAAGAUAAAAGUACAAUGGAUGUUAUUCGUCGUUUUUUUUCACAGACUUUAAACUUGGGCUCGAGCACAUCACCAGACGACGAAGUUGCUGUCGAUAAAGUAAUGCCGGAGUUGACAUUCGAGGGCCUAAUAAGGCAUUGGCGCGAGCACGGAUUCAAGAACAUCGUGACCAUGGUGGGUGCUGGUAUUUCUACCUCUGCUGGCAUCCCGGACUUUCGUUCCCCGGGCACCGGUUUGUAUAACAACCUGAAGAAGUACAAGCUGCCGGAUCCAACAGCCAUCUUUGAUGUGGACUAUUUCCAGAAGAAUCCGACUCCAUUCUUUGCCCUGGCUAAGGAACUUUAUCCGGGCUCUUUUGAGCCGACUCCAGCACAUUAUUUUGUGCGCCUGUUGCACGACAAGGGAUUGUUGCAACGUCACUACACGCAAAACAUCGAUACAUUGGAUCGCUUGGCUGGUCUGCCCGAUGACAAGAUCAUCGAGGCCCAUGGUAGCUUCUAUACCAAUCACUGCUUAAAGUGCAAGCGGGCAUAUGAUAUGGCUUGGAUGAAGGAGCAGAUCUUCUCCGACAAAUUGCCACGUUGCGAGUGUAAGGGUUUGGUCAAGCCGGACAUUGUGUUCUUUGGAGAGAAUUUGCCGUCCUCUUUCUACACCAGUCCCGAUGAGGACUUCAAGGAUUGCGAUGUGCUCAUCAUUAUGGGCACUUCACUGGAGGUGAUGCCGUUUGCUUCGCUCAUCCAGCGCGCAGGUCCGCGCUGUGUGCGGUUGUUGAUCAAUCGCGAUGCUGUGGGACGCUCGAGCUUUGCCCCCUGGAUGGAUCCUGCCGAGAAGCGAUCACUGUUGUAUGGCAAGGCCAAGAAUGUACGCGAUGUGGCGUAUUUGGGAGAUUGCGAUGCUGGCGUCUUGGCCUUGGCCGAAGCCUUGGGCUGGGACAAAGAGUUGCAGCAGCUCAUCGAUGCUGGACAGCAACUCCCGGAUGAUGAGGAGGAGGAGAAGGAGAAAGAGGCUGCUUCACCAAUGAGUUCGAAGCAAUAGAUGACUGGGUAUACUAUAAAAGAUAAGCGUGGGUUUUAACAGGGGAUAGAUUUAAAUUAGGCAAAUGUUAUGCGUGCAAUAUGGAAUGAAUUUUUUGAACGAUUACAUGACUAAUUGUAGGAUAAUGAAUGCGUGGAUGAGUACAGAUAUGUAUAUUUACUACACAUAUAUAUAUUUUAAUAUUCAUAUAUAUAUGUACAUAUAUAUAGAUGUUUAUAAAUGUUUUAUCUUGACCGUUAA